Microstroma glucosiphilum is the source of this 2337-nucleotide messenger RNA. RefSeq lists its product as hypothetical. The record is from RefSeq and is a predicted model, not a curated record. The transcript is spliced from 2 exons. Gene Ontology annotation, biological process: regulation of DNA-templated transcription. NCBI's taxonomy places the organism in Eukaryota, Fungi, Basidiomycota, Exobasidiomycetes, Microstromatales, Microstromataceae. The coding region runs from base 207 to 2180 and encodes 657 amino acids. Gene Ontology annotation, molecular function: sequence-specific DNA binding; zinc ion binding.
GACCUCCUUCCAAUAGCUCGUCUCUGUCUCGCUCACCGAUUUGUGGUCACUCAUACCAGCCGCAGAGACUAGCAGCUUCUUCUUGCAAAAGAUCGUACAGCUCCACUCGCAAUGUCAAGGGUUGCAAGAUAUAUUUCCCGUCAAUCCGAUUAGCUCAAUUCGGUCGCCACUGCAGUCGCUAGUGGACGAGUCCACGGACUCCCCACAUGGCCGGCAGUACAGGGUCGUCAUCUUCGUCUCAGCGGUCAACACAGCAGACGGAGGACCCUUCUCAAGAUCGACUACCUUCAUUCUCUACACUCUUCGGAAGAGAAACUGUUGGACUACCAGAUGCGCAACACUCGUCUGGCCAAUUCUCUCGCCCCUCUUUCGCACCAUUUCCUUCCCCAUCAUCGCCUCAUCCAGCAUAUCAGCAAGAUGCUAGACAGUCCCGUCGCUUUCGUGGCGAGCGACCGCGGUCACCAUCCUCUUCAUACGCCCCGCCAUCUCUGAGCCUACCUGCUAUCGAUCACCUCGGUCGUGGCAGAGCAUCCGAGGAGCCGCCUGCGACCCAGUAUCCCAAGCCAAGUCCAAGAAAACGAUCCAUUGACGAUGAAGAUUCCGUGUCCGCGUCCACGUCGACGCCAGCGCAGCUACCCGGUCUACGGGGCUUGUCGCUACUCAAUCAUGGGAGCACUGCCCGACAGCCUAUACCAGCUCUAUCAGAAUCAAGCCAGCAUCACACAGAGAGCCAGCAUCUUCUGGACAUCUUCUAUCACUUGCGCUCCGAAAACAGAGCACGGGGAAUCCGACCAGGUGCAGGAGAAGUAGUGCCCUCGGCUAGACUCAUCGAGCAAGGCGAUGUUGCUGCUAUCUCUCACUUCAUUGAUAAUGAGUUCCUCGCCAUUGCGGCUCGCGAAGGAGAGCACGUUUCUGCUCGCGUUGCGGCAUCCUAUGGUCUUCAGGCACCCUGCUCGCGAGAUUCCCCGCAACGAGCCAGGCCGACAAGUCAACAUGCUGCGUCGACUGCAACCUCUACUGGGUAUACCAGUCCCAAGCCCACGCCUCGCCUUCCAUUCCAGAGCAGUACUUCCCGCUCCCCUGGACUUCUAGGUCCGGCCCCACUUGGUCAUCCCUCGCAUCCUCAUCAUCCCAGCCACGCUUUGGUCUCGGGCCACUCUUCCUCCCUUCCUCCCUCCUCUUCCUGGCCUUCCAACAUGAGAAGCUCUCUCGAAAGAAGGCAGACGGUCAGCGGAAGUCCUGGUGACAAUGCAGGCACAGCAUGGGGUUCCUAUCAGCACAGCAGUCUAGUUGAUGGAUCGUCAUCCUCGAGGUCUAGCAGUGGACAUCUCGCAAGUGGGAAUUACGGACUAGACAGCGGCAGUUCUGACUCGUUGAACAAUCCCUUGCGGGCGGCCAUGGUGGGUAGCGCGUCUACCCGCCGCUCGAAAGCACGACGGAGGGUGACAAAGCGCGAAGGCGAAGUCCCAGCCUGCUUAGGAUGCGGCCGUCUGAGCACAGCAGAGUGGAGACGAGGCCCCACUGGCCCGAGGACGCUGUGCAAUGCCUGUGGACUGCUCUUUGCGAAGAUGAGCCGAGUCAGAAAGAAUGCAGACGGGCCAAGCGGAGGCCCAUCUGGCGCCUCCGGUGGUGACGGAUGGCCAUCACUGGACGAGCUGAGAGCAGCGGUAGGAAGUUCAAGCAAGGGCCCCUCAGGGCUGAGCCCAGCUUCAUUGGCUUCUUCCGCUGGCCCCAGCUCUGCCAUCCACCACUUCGUCGAGGGACACGACAGCCAUGGCUACUCUCAAUCACACUCCCACGCUCGCACCCACUCGCAUACACAGACAUCACAGUCUCAGCCUCCUUCGGACUGGCGGCAUAGCGCAUCAGGUUCAGGCUCGGCUUCUGGCGAUUCUGCAGGCUUCCAACAGCAUCACCAGCACCAUGCCAGCCGCUACGGCCCUGAUCCUCCCGCUUUUUCUUCUGGUCAAGAACAGCGACCCAUCUCCUCUGGGCGUUCCGCGUCCCCGAACAGUCCGUCACGAGCCCUGCCGAAGCAGCUUUCAGCACCACAACCCAUGGCAAACAGAGAAGACCAUCACGAUUAUCAAGCAAAGAGCUAUCCUAUACCACCCAGGGCGGAAAUCGAACGGCGCGGCGCAGAGAGUCAAGGCAAAACUUCUCCUCGAGAAAGACGCUGAGGGCAUCUUCGAGGAGGGGACCAGGUGGUAGUUUGUGUCUCUAUUACCGUCUUCAUCGGUCUUUCUUUGUCACUGUGGAAUUCACUUCGUCUUAAUCAUGUACUGUACGUAGCAGAAUGCGAACGCAACAUCAUCAUGUCACUCAAUACACGACGUU